Molecule: messenger RNA, 2090 nt
Organism: Mugil cephalus (flathead mullet)
Lineage: Eukaryota; Metazoa; Chordata; Actinopteri; Mugiliformes; Mugilidae
Exons: 10
Coding region: 529-1554 (341 amino acids)
Source: RefSeq, a predicted model, not a curated record
GUCAUUGCUAUGGGGUGGGGGUGUCUGGUCUGGUCUAGGUGGGUGCUACAUGUCUAAGUAAUAAAUGAACUGAAUGAAUACCAGGUCAGAAAGUUUCACAGCAGAACACUGACUUUUUUCAAGAUUGUCAUAGUGUUACUUGCCUCCUGUCAGUUCGACUUCACCUAAAAAAUUGUCGAAUCAUGCUGAAAUGUGCCCACCAAUGUUUGGCCCCUACGCUUUGAAAGAGAGGCAAACAAAAAAAAAAGAAAAAAAAAAGAAAAAAAAAGGCGAUCAGCGAAUGAGAGUCAACCAGAGAGGGUGAGAGAUACUGAGAGAGAGUAGAGAGAGGAAGAGAGAGAGCGCGCCACGCAGAGCAUUCAAACUGAACGACAGCCGACGACAAAGGACUAGGGGGGUGCUCCUGGAAGAAAGGAAUAUAAGUGAAAGGAGAAACUCGAGGAGAGCCGAUGGUCCAGCUUUAAGAAAUCUGAACGACAGAGAGAAGAGAAAGAAGAAAGAGAAAAAAAAAGCUAAUUCAUCACCACCAUGAAGCUGUGGAGUCGAAUCUGUUUCCUCGUGCUGGUUUUAUUGUCCUUUACGGUGACGCCUCCAUCGUUCUCUCCUCCUGCCUCAGUUUUAGCCCUUCCCUUGGUUUCCAGGGGAGAGCAGAAUAACAGCACCACUCCUACUCCAGGGGACGCCACAGAACCACCCCAAGGUUCCAGUGACAACGACACCAUUACUGAACCCCUGUUCACGCCUACCGUUGAAACUGGUGUCGCCACGGCAACAGCUCCAUCCACUGAGAAUGGCCCGUCAAAUGACACGACUCUUUUAGACGAAACAGAUGACACCAACGAACCCAACAAGACCGUCACCACCAUAGAAAAUAAGCACCAGCACACCACCAGUAGCGUCACCACAGUGUCCAUGGUAGACAGCACGACAGCAGCCCCCUCAACUGACUUACCAGGGGAAGGACAAAAUGUCUGGGGUUAUGUGGUCAUGGCGCUCAUCAUCGUGGUGAUGAUUAUUCUGCUUGUCUUCCUCUACAUACUCAGGAGAGCAGCCAGAACGUACUCAUUUGACCUCCAGCGUCCGCCGUCUGCUAACCAUUUCAACGAGCCCUCUGGCACAUUUGAACAAGUCUAUGUGGAUGACUUAGAACAACCAGUGCCUAUGUACACCAUCGACGACCUUUCCACUCCUCCAGUAGCCAACGGCACGAGUCUCCAGCCAGAGGAAAAGACCUCCGUUGAAGAGAGCGCUGCCCAGGAACAGCCAGAUGCAAACGGUGUUGAAAGUUCACCUCCUAACACCAGCCCCUCAUUGGGUGACGAGCAAGCUGACAAGACAUCCGACCCAUCGAGCAGCACCGACUUGUUCCUCGACUGUAUUGGGGAGCAGCAGAAUGAAAACAACAACAACCCAUCGGUUUGCUCCACUGACCCAUUUGUUGAAAUAAACCUGGACGAGCCAGAGUGGUGUGAUCAGCUUAUCGCCUCCACUGAUGCUCCUUCCUCCACCCUCCCCUUGUCUUCUUUCUCCUUCUCCUCAUCUUCUUCCUCUUAACUUGUUAAAAUGAUGAACAUUUACAUGAAGUCAUACUACUCGUCUUGGACACCCCAGGACGGGAGCUGGAAAGCUAAACAUUUGUGAAUGAACAGUGUAUGAAUCUGUACCAGCCAGCUGUAAACAGAGUUAGCUUGAACCGUUUUGUUGCCGCGUGUUUGUACAUGUUUUUGACAUUAGACUUAACUGUCUGAUUAGUUUUGUUUUCUCAUGGUCACCAAAAACAAUAUUUAAUCCACGCCAAGUGUUAGCUAACCAUCAGGGAUAACAACAGCAACUCUCAAAAUGAAUGAAAAGACAUGUCGUCAGCUGUUUCUCAAACUUUAAAUGUUAUGUUAAAAUAUGUUAUCAAGCUGUUAUACAUGUGUCACAAUAUUGUAAAUACCCUUUCUAUAAUUUUUACUAAUGUCAAAAUUAUGUGAAAUGAUAAUAAUUAGGCUAUUUGGCGUUAUUUGCAAUUUUCUUGUGAAUUUAUUAUUUUGUAAAAAAAAAAAAAUAAUAAUGGAAGACAAAUGAAUAAAAACUAUUUUCAUGUA